AUGGAAACUUCUCAGCCGAUUUCCAUUGAAAGCUUCUCUUACAGUUGGCUAGUGAACAUGAAGCCAUCUCUUGAAGCUUGUGUGGACGCAUCAGAUGAAGCUUCUUCCUUCAUAGAAAUGGAUCCAAGAAAUCCACCUUCCAAGAGGUUCUUCCAAAGGAACUCGCAGGAAUUCAAGUUCGACUUCCCAGUUUCUCACUCUCCUCUUGCUCUUGUUCAUGCAGAUGAGCUCUUCUCCAAUGGCUACCUCACUCCUCUUUUUGCUGAAUCCUUGAAGAUGGAAUCUUAUAGUAAUUCUGUUUCAUCAACAUCCAACCUAGUUCCUCCUUCUUCUUCCCCUUCUUCUUCAAUAAACAGUAUGGGUCCUAAAGCUCAGGCUUCUAGAUGUUCUUCUUUGAAGAGGUGCAGGACAUUGUCAAGGAGGAUGUUUCAGAAGUAUCUCAACUUUUUGAGGCCUCUGUGUAAAAGACUGAGGGGUCGUCAUCAGAAAUCGGGUUCAAAUCAUGAAGGUGCCGGCAAAAGAGGUUUUUAUGAAACAUCACCAAGAAUCAGUGUUGCUUAUUCUGCAGAUGACUGGAGAAAGUCUUGUGACUCUGAGAGCUCAAUCUAUGAGGCUGUUCUUCAUUGCAAAAGAUCCAUUGAAAGGACUUGAGGAGUGGUGCAGAAGAAAGGAAGGAUGAUGACGAAAUGUAAAGGAGAGAGAAAGAGAGGAGACAAAAGGGAAAAGAAAGAAAGAGAAGCAGUGGAUUCAAAUGGGGGCUGAAGAAGAAGCCAUUUUAGGAAGAGAUUAUGAUGAGCUAUUCAUCACAUGGUCUUUGUUCUUCUCUGCUGCUUUGAAUGAUAAUGCCAAAUUAAUAAUGAAACAGUACCAAAUGCACGCAGAUUAAUUAAGAAAAAUGAUAUGUAAACAUAUAUAUUGCAUUUUUUUUUCCUUUUAUAUCAUCUUGUUGAUAAGAAAUCACUCUUACUACCCCACGGAUCUGCUUCAUUUGAUGAAUAUAAUCAGUAUGUGAAUUAUACGUGAUUUUGCAGUAGUGAAAGAUUUUCCCAGAAA
This is a messenger RNA of Neltuma alba, 1053 nucleotides long. RefSeq names its product probable membrane-associated kinase regulator 6. The record is from RefSeq and is a predicted model, not a curated record. Lineage: Eukaryota; Viridiplantae; Streptophyta; Magnoliopsida; Fabales; Fabaceae. The coding region runs from base 1 to 651 and encodes 216 amino acids. The transcript is spliced from 2 exons.